Plasmodium vivax (malaria parasite P. vivax) is the source of this 437-nucleotide messenger RNA. Its product is annotated as variable surface protein Vir35, truncated, putative. The transcript has a single exon. The annotation marks the transcript as partial. The record is from RefSeq and is a predicted model, not a curated record. Lineage: Eukaryota; Apicomplexa; Aconoidasida; Haemosporida; Plasmodiidae.
UUAAAAAUACUUAUGCAAAAAAAAAAGGAUUAAAAAAAUUAGAUUAUUAUUGCGAACGAAAAAUAUUCAAUAAUAUUGAUAAAAUAUAUAAACUUGCUGAAAAUGGAAAUUAUGAUAAAAAAACUUUUAAAAAUAUAAUAAUUAAGAAAUAUGGAUAUAAAAUUAUUUUCUUUUCUUUAUUUUGUUUGCUUGGAUCAAUAGUUCCUAUAUUAGAUUGGGCUAAUGUGAAAGUAUCACAAACGAGUCUACAGGAUUUGCAAUAUAUAAUACCUGAUUUAAGUUGUGCAUUUUUCAUACCAUAUUGCAUUAUAUUUAUAUUAACUAUUCUUUACACCUCCAUUAAAGUUGUAAAAUAUGAAAAAUUAAAAGCUGGAAAAGGUAAAAUGAAUAGAAAAGAAUAUAUUUGCUUCUGUAAAGAAAUUUUUAAUAUAAACUAG